AUGUCCGGCAGCACAGCACUGGGUCAGAAGCUGUUUCUAACUGCUGGCAACGUUUCUGUCAAGGGACCAGCCUUCCAAAGAAUGGACCAGGACGCAACUUGCAAAAACUGGGAGGACACAAGGGAUGCCCUAGAAAAGUACUACCUUUCCAUUUUUUAUGGAAUUGAGUUCAUUGUGGGAAUCCUUGGGAAUCUCGUUGUGGUUUUUGGCUACCUCUUCUGUCUGAAGAAUUGGAACAGCAGUAACGUCUAUCUCUUUAACCUCUCCAUCUCUGACCUCGCUUUUUUGUGCACCCUCCCCAUGCUGAUGAGAAGUUACGCCAAUAGAAAGUGGAUGUAUGGAUUCGUGCUCUGCAUAAGCAACCGAUACGUGCUUCACGCCAACCUCUACACCAGCAUUCUUUUCCUCACUUUCAUCAGCAUAGAUCGAUACUUGCUCAUGAAGCACCCUUUCCGGGAUCACCGUCUGCAAAAGAAAGAGUGUGCUAUUUUAAUCUCGUUGGCCAUUUGGGUUUUAGUAAUCUUGGAGCUACUGCCCAUACUUCCUCUUAUACGUCCUACUACAAAUAGUAAUGAAACCACCUGUAAUGAUUACGCAAGCUCUGGGGAAGCCAAAUACAGCCUCAUCUACAGCAUGUAUCUAACUUUGUUCGCAUUCCUCAUUCCCCUUUUUGUGAUGUGCUUCUUUUAUUACAAGAUUGCUGUCUUUCUAAAGCAGAGAAGCAGGCAGCUCACUACUGCUCUGCCCCUUGAAAAGCCUCUCACCUUAGUCAUCAUGGCCGUGGUGAUCUUCUCUGUGCUUUUUACGCCCUAUCACAUCAUGCGCAACGUGAGGAUCGUUUCACGCCUGGUAAACUGGAAGCAAUACCAGUGCACCGAGUUCGUCAUCAACAUCUUGUAUGUUGUGACUCGGCCUUUGGCCUUUCUGAACAGCGUCAUCAACCCUGUUUUCUACUUCCUUAUGGGAGAUCACUUCAGGGAGAUGUUGAUGAGUAAACUGAGGCACCACUUGGAAUCCCUUAUGUCCUUUAGAAGAUGA
This is a messenger RNA of Carlito syrichta (Philippine tarsier), 1038 nucleotides long. It is a transcript of the gene SUCNR1, whose product is annotated as succinate receptor 1. The transcript is spliced from 2 exons. Bases 1 to 1038 code for a protein of 345 amino acids. The record is from RefSeq and is a predicted model, not a curated record. Gene Ontology annotation, cellular component: plasma membrane. Gene Ontology annotation, biological process: G protein-coupled receptor signaling pathway. Lineage: Eukaryota; Metazoa; Chordata; Mammalia; Primates; Tarsiidae. Gene Ontology annotation, molecular function: G protein-coupled receptor activity.